UCUUGUCUAUAUGACAGUGAAUUGUUCUUUCACUACAACAGGAAUCAUUGCAAUGUGGAAUUCCUGGCAGUGAGUGUGCCUUUUGCUCUCUGGAUGAGCUUGUCUGGUAAUGAAAGGAGCUGGAUUUGAGCUUCCAAGAUUAAACUUCAGGAAUCUAAGUCUCUGAGUGAUAAGAGAACAAAAAUAGAGAGGAGGCCCGGCAAUCAAAGAAGCAAUGUGCUCUAUAAUAGGCGGAUCAGAUCCAUUUAAGAUCCGCCCCACAAAAUCUAAUACGCACAAUUUAACUACAACAGCUAGUAAUACAGAUGAUUGGUGCGCCACAUUUUCACUUUUCACUCGAUUAAUUGCUUAUACUUCAAUUUUAGCUGUGAUUGCGCUUGUUAUUUUCCUAGUUUUGAAAUAUGUUACGGACCUCGAUGAUGAGAACACCCUAUUAGACAUAGAGGAGGAAGCAAGAGGUAGUGAGGCAAACCCUUUAAGGGCAGCUGGAAAUAAGGCAAUGGAGUUUAGCUAUGGAACAUGCAGCAACACAGAUUCAGAAGAAUCAGGAUAUUGCAGCAGUAGCACCAGCAGCAGUAAUUUCUCGACAGAAUUGUAUGAUGGCAAAGUAUGUGUGAUAUGCUACGAUGAGGAGCGGAACUGUUUCUUUGUUCCCUGUGGUCACUGUGCUACAUGCUACGUUUGUGCUCGGAGGAUUUUUGAUGGGGAAAACAAGGUCUGUCCAGUAUGCCGGAGAUUCAUUGGAAAAGUUAGGAAGCUCUUUGCCCUGUAGGAUUUAAUCAUUUGGCUUUUCGUUUCCUUUUUUUUUUUUUUUUUUUUUUCUUUCUGCUCCUUUUUCAAUAAUCCAUUUUUGCUGUAAAGAGAAUUUGUGUAUUUGAAAAGAGAAAUAAUUUUUUAUUUUUUAUUUGGCCCAUUAUGUGUGUAACAAAGGGUCAAUUCAGCUGGGUUACAAAAGGCCUUAGAAACUCAUUGCAUCCCAAUUUGAAGAGGCUAGAAACAGAACUAAAUGAAACUGAGCACCAUUAUCUUUUUCUUUUUUUGGUGUUCUUUGGUAUUAAUUGUUCAAAACCAAGCUUCUGUUGUUGUUUCAAACUGUAAAUAAUCUAAAGAGGACAGCCUCUUUUAUGUUAUAAAACUUCCCUAAGUUCCAAA
Ricinus communis (castor bean) is the source of this 1152-nucleotide messenger RNA. RefSeq names its product E3 ubiquitin-protein ligase APD2. The transcript has 5 exons. The record is from RefSeq and is a predicted model, not a curated record. Lineage: Eukaryota; Viridiplantae; Streptophyta; Magnoliopsida; Malpighiales; Euphorbiaceae. Bases 215 to 772 code for a protein of 185 amino acids.